GGAAAUCAGUGAGAAAUGGCGACGCUGCUACAGCCGGAGAAAGUGCUUUAUCUCGUCCGAGGCGAGAAAAGGAUUCGAGUUCCACUCUCUCAGCUGUAUUUUUGCAGAUAUUGCAGUGAACUGCGAUCAUUGGAGUGCGUGUCACAUGAAGUCGAUUCACAUUUUUGCCCCAGUUGUCUGGAGAAUAUGCCAUCAGCUGAGGCCAAGCUCAAGAAGAACAGGUGUGCCAACUGUUUUGACUGCCCAUGCUGUAUGCACACCCUCUCCACACGAGCCACCAACAUCCCAGCACCAAUGCCUGAUGACCCAACCAAGACAACAAUGAAGAAGGCCUAUUACUUGGCCUGUGGAUUUUGUCGCUGGACUUCAAGAGAUGUAGGCAUGGCUGACAAAUCUGUGGCCAGUGGAGGAUGGCAGGAACCGGAAAAUCCUCAUACUCAAAGGAUCAACAAGUUGAUUGAGUAUUAUCAGCAGCUGGCCCAAAGAGAGAAGCUGGAGAGAGACAGGAAGAAGCUUGCUAGAAGACGUCCGUUCAUGCCUCAGGCAUUCUCGCAACACACUAUUCACGUGGUGGAGAAGUAUGGCCUUGGAACCAGGUUACAGAGGCAGAGAUCUGGAGCCCCAAUCAGUGCCCUAUAUGGCCUUUCACUGAAAGAGGGAGAGGACCAGAAGGAGAUCACUAUAGAGCCAGCACAGGCUCUGGAUGAGGUAGAGCCCCUGCCUGAGGACUAUUACACUCAUCCUGUCAACCUGCCUGAAGUGACAACUCUUCGCCAGAGACUGCUACAGCCAGAUUUUCAGCCUGCAGGAGAAUCUCAGUUGCACCCCAGACACAAGCACCUGCUGAUGAAACGCUCUCUGCGCUGUAGGAAAUGUGAGCACAAUCUGAGUAAACCAGAAUUUAAUCCAACCUCCAUUAAGUUCAAAAUCCAGCUUGUGGCAGUGAGCUACAUUCCUGAAGUGAGAAUUAUGUCCAUUCCAAACCUGCGGCACAUGAAGGAGAGUCAGGUUUUGCUGACUCUAACCAACCCUGUGGAGAACAUCACCCAUGUGUCUCUGUACACCUGUGAGGAGGAAGAUCCAGAUGACAUUAACAGCACUGCCAAGGUGCUGGUGCCCUCAAAGGAGCUGGUCCUGGCAGGGAAAGAUGCCGCCGCUGAGUAUGAUGAGCUGGCAGAACCUCAAGACUUUCAAGAUGACCCUGAUGUGGUGGCCUUUAGGAAGUCCAACAAGAUCGGCUUCUUCAUCAAAGUGAUUCCGCAGAAGGAAGAGGGCGACGUCACAGUGGCCUUCAAACUUCGCCAUGAUUUCCGGAACCUCACUGCUCCGAUCAGACCCACCGAGGAGGGGGAAGCCACCAGCGAGGCCAUCUGGCUCACACACCAUGUGGAGCUUAGCUUAGGCCCCCUGGCAACUUGAGAAAAUACAUAAAUGAGUGUGCACACAUACUCAAACCCACACAAACAUAAACAUGCACUCAGGCUCAUAUACAGACUAAAUUAAUACAACAUGUGGCACUAAACCCAGUCACUCACUCUCUCUCUUUAUUUUACUUUUGAAUAUGGUUACCAUCCUUGUGAAGUAAGUGUAGAUAUCAGGCACACACAUAUCUCUCACAGUUACUCACCAGUUUACACACUACGCAUAGACUUGUGCCAGAUGCUUCCAGCAGUACUAUCUGUCUCUAUUAAGCGCCGUUGUUGAAGUAUUUAAGUGCAUGCGGUCACAAGUGAUAUCACGUACUGUUGCAUCUUACAGUCCCAACUACAUUUUACUCUUAACAGAACUGGAAGUCUUUUCAGUGUUAAUAAAGACCUUUAGAUUCAUGCUUCAACUAGAUAUUGUGCUAAUUUAAUAUUUAAUAUUUGCUGUAAAAACAAGCAAAAUGUUGUGAGUGAGACACAGUCAUUGAUUGUAAAAGACACUAAUUCUGUGUAAAAUUAGAUGGUGGAGAUUUAAUCAUCUGUCUCUUGCUAAUAGCUGGAAGUCCUGAUCUAAAAUAUGUCCACCUAAAAAUGUGGUUGACUAUUUCUGGCUAAUAAAAUAUGAGAAAAGUGA
Messenger RNA from Myxocyprinus asiaticus (Chinese sucker), 2058 nucleotides. It is a transcript of the gene dctn4, whose product is annotated as dynactin 4. Gene Ontology annotation, cellular component: dynactin complex. Lineage: Eukaryota; Metazoa; Chordata; Actinopteri; Cypriniformes; Catostomidae. Bases 16 to 1419 code for a protein of 467 amino acids. The record is from RefSeq and is a predicted model, not a curated record. The transcript is spliced from 14 exons.